Molecule: messenger RNA, 1287 nt
Organism: Lentinula edodes (shiitake mushroom)
Lineage: Eukaryota; Fungi; Basidiomycota; Agaricomycetes; Agaricales; Omphalotaceae
Product: NYN domain-containing protein
Exons: 4
Coding region: 1-1287 (428 amino acids)
Biological process (GO): post-transcriptional gene silencing
Cellular component (GO): peroxisome; cytoplasm
Molecular function (GO): mRNA base-pairing post-transcriptional repressor activity; RNA nuclease activity; CCR4-NOT complex binding
Source: RefSeq, a predicted model, not a curated record
AUGAGGACUGGCAGCAGUGCUGGCCACAAUGGCCAGGUCGCUAUUUUUUGGGAUUAUGACAAUUGCUCUCCACCUCCCAACAUCUCUGGUUAUGUGCUCGUUAGUCGUAUUCGAGACUUGGCUCACGAAUACGGGAGCGUCAACCUAUUCAAGGCGUAUACCCAUAUCUCGGAGCAGACCUCUACUCGUUCCCUUGCCUUACGUUCUGAGCUUCAAUCGUCUGGUAUUAGCUUAACAGACUGCCCACGUAACGAUCGCAAGGAUACAGUAGAUCAAAUGAUCAUAGCCGAUGUUCUAACAUUCGCUAUGGACAACCCUUAUCCAACGACAACUACUAUCAUGUUGAUAUCGGGUGAACGAGAUUUCGCUUACACCCUUUCGAUACUGCGUCUUCGCAUGUAUCGGGUAGUUGUUGUGGCUCCUGGUUUACCUGGGUCUCAGAUUAACCUUGAAGCUCAAGCUUCCUUUUUCUUUGAUUGGUACACAAUCAUCAAUGGACAGCAAAAAGGAGAAAAAAAGAAUACAAUACUUCCUUCUCGUCCCAUGGAAUCAUCGACCAGUACCGAGUCGGUUCGUCCGAGACCACACACAGCAUCUACAUACUUUGCGAAACCUCCUGAACGCCACGAAACUUUCCAAUCAUGUUCAAACUUGUUUGAGCCAAAAAAUGCACCUGCGUGCGCGCCUUUUCGGCGUCUAACAUCUGAAGUUCCUAGUUCUAUAACGCAAACACCCGUUCCUGCGACUAUGGUAGAAAAGCCCGCAAAUCGCUUUCCAAUAUUGUUAAACGAGGAUAGCCCUGACAUAGCUUUAAUUCCUUUAUCUCAGCCUUCCCCAAUAAUCGCAACUGAUGCGGACAGCCAAAAGACGAUUUUCUCUGAGUCUGAAGAUACAGCUUCAUUUCCUGCCUCGCAGUCAGGUGAACCUAUCAAUUCCAGCAUGGCCGCUGUUGGAUCUGAAAUAAAUAGAUCCCUAGCUCGAAAGCAGGGGCCUACUGCAUCCCGAGGGUUUCUAGGAAGAACAGCGACUCCGGAAGUUCCCGAGGCCUAUCAGCGUCUCAUACAUCUGCUGGAAGAUUAUAGACUUCGGGGAGAUCAACGACCGUUUCGCUCUGCCAUCGCACUGGGAUUGAUAACGCAGGAUCCCUUCAUAUACCAAAAGGCAGGGUUCCCUAAGUUUGGACCGUUCGUCACCCAUGCAGCCGAAUUAGGGCUGGUCAAGUUGGGCGGGACCGGUGGUACUGCUUGGAUUUCUCUACACUAUAGUUUGCAUGGAAAAAUCAUGUAA